Messenger RNA from Histoplasma mississippiense, 1125 nucleotides. RefSeq lists its product with no specific name. Gene Ontology annotation, biological process: carbohydrate metabolic process. The record is from RefSeq and is a predicted model, not a curated record. Bases 1 to 1125 code for a protein of 374 amino acids. The transcript has a single exon. NCBI's taxonomy places the organism in Eukaryota, Fungi, Ascomycota, Eurotiomycetes, Onygenales, Ajellomycetaceae.
AUGAUCUGGAGCCCCUACCUGAACCCGUAUAAAAAUGCAAUUACCAACGAGCUCUUUAUUUCAGCGAGCAUUGGCAUGUAUCUACAUUUCCCUGGUGAUGACAUCGAUUCACCCUUGCUUUCGGAGUCUGCUACGGGCGGCAUGAUUUCUAAACCGCAUAAUCCUACCCAUCUAAAUGCCGCAGUUGCUGCAUACGACUGGCUGAAGAACUCUAAUAUGACCGAUGAAAAUGGGUUAUAUGCGGAUGGGUUCCACAUCCAAGGAUGGAGGGACAAACGUAAUCCUGGUACUAGGAAAUGCGAUGUUUUGGAUACGAUGGUAUACACCUACAACCAAGGGGUUUUGUUAAGCGGACUCAGGGAUCUUUGGCUUGCCACUGGAGCCAAAUUCUAUCUAGAAGAUGGUCACCAGCUGGUAGAAAAUGUGAUCAAGGCGACCGGAUGGCCAAAUACUUCUAUCCAAAAAUGGCAUGGAUUGGGACGCGCUGGAGUUCUUGAGGAUGCCUGCGACAGUUCAGGAAGCUGUUCGCAAAAUGGCCAAACAUUCAAAAGCAUUUUCUUCCAUCAUUUCACCGAAUUCUGUCGCCCUCUCAUAAACGAAGCAGAAAAAUAUUUCUCUGCCUCCACUCGCAACCAGCAAACAGCCGAACGGAUCGGAUCACAGAGGCAAGACUAUGAAUGGCACCAAGAAAAAUGUUCUUCUUAUUAUUCUUGGGUGGCACACAAUGCGAACGCUUCGUACAUGACGAAGGAUGAGAAAGGAAAGUUCGGUAUGUGGUGGGGGAGACCGUAUCCGUACUCCAAUCUCCAUCCCACCCAAACAUCUCCCUUGCCAGAUGGUGCAGUUGAUUUCAUGAACGAAGACCCGUUUGCAGAUGUCGGUGAUGAGCCCCAUCGGCAAAUGCUGAAAAGUGCAGAUGGUAAUAUAUACUUUGGGGGAUAUAGGAAGUCUCCUUUCGUGAAAAAGAAGAAGAUUGAACGGAUAUCCCGCCCAUCUCCCCGCCAGCAGAAUCCUGCUGUCUUUGAGGAUGUGAAUGACCGUGGCCGGGGACGAACUGUUGAAACCCAAUCCGGUGCUGUGGCUGUCCUUCGAGCCUUGUAUCAAUGGGAAAUGGCUCGUAAAUAG